Messenger RNA from Mesorhabditis belari, 498 nucleotides. Lineage: Eukaryota; Metazoa; Nematoda; Chromadorea; Rhabditida; Rhabditidae. The record is from the annotation of a GenBank genome assembly.
AUGACAAAUUGGCAACUCUUGAAUCAACCAAUCGAAAUCGAUUGGGAUUUUUCCUCCAAAGUUCAAGAUAUAAUGAAGAUUAGCGCUUUUUUGAUUCUCUUUGUAAGUAUUUUUGUGAACGCAUUCGCAAUCACAGCACCAUUAUUGAAUACUUUGUUGGCUUUUCAAGUUCGAAUACUGGCCACAAGUGAAUCCUUUUUUCAAAAUUCUUUUCGCGAUUUGCUACUUGAUCGACAAUAUUUGCCAGCUUCCAAACAUGAUCGAUGUCUUUCAGUUAUUGUCAUCAAUCGCUCACCAAAACACUCAAAAGUCUUGUCAAUGACUAUGUUUGGUACGGAGCUUUUCGGGAGAUCGCUCAAACCACUCAGCUACUCAUCUCAUUGGGCCGCUUCUUUGCCGUUUCUUUUGACGGUCAAUACUUUUGUUGAAAAAAGACGGGACAAUGAAUGUGAAUCGAGUGGAAAGUUUGCUGAUGAUACAGGCGAGUCGAUACUAAUU